AAGUUAAUUUUUUCAUUAUUUAUUUUUUAAUGUUUUUUACAAUAAUUUUAAAAUUAUUCGAGUUUUAAGAAGAUUUGUUUUGUUUAUUUUUUAUGUUUUAUUAUGCACUUUAUUUUUGCACAUGACAUUUAACGUUUGAAUGUCUUUUCUGCAAUUUGUUUUGCAUCAGAUUUGUUUGCUAUGAAUUGCUGCAAAUACACACGCUCGUGUUAGCAAUUGUUGACUAUUAUUCCAUUCUGCAAUUUUAAUGAGCAGACAGCCGCAAAAGAUGACGAAUCAAAUACAUGUACGGCAAUCGUUGCUAUUGAAUACGAUUCUCGCUCAUUAUCAUUGCAACAGCUUCUAGUAAUAAAUUUUAUUUUUAUAUUUAACAUGAUAUUCAUUACGAUAUUUAUAAGACAUGUAAUUUUAUAUUUUUAAUUUAUAUAACAAUUUUUAAUUCAAUUAAUGCUGUACCUAAAGGUAAUAAAUGUUGACAUUUGGUAAGGGGGGUGAAGAAUAUUUCUGUAUGUAAAUAUGUAGUAAAUUUAAUUGUUUGAAAAAAUAUGGUUUUUUUUUCGUUUCUUUCUUGAAAUUUAAUUUUUGUCGGAACUUCUCUAUCAGUAUAUACGUAAGCUGUUUUAAUCGUGUAAAGGCCUAGUAACACUAUAUUUCUAUUUUCAAUACACGACUUUAACAUGUGGAGGUCAGCGCAUAUAUCUUUUUACAUCAAUAAACUCGUGCUUAUGCGUGCAUCCUUAUUUUAAAUUUUCUCACACGAUCGCAAAUAAUCCAUCCUAUCGCUUAUAAUAUUAAUCUUCUACAAGUACACACGUUUUAUCGGUAUCUUCCUAAUACACUCGUGAAUGUAUCCAAAUUUACUUUCCUUAUCUUAAAGUAAGAAAUCUAAAAAAAAACCGUGAAAUAUCACGAGAAAGUCACAUCUGUCAUUGUAGUUGAAGUUAUUUUAAUAAGCAUUACCGAAUAUUUUAUUUUUAAUGAACUUUGAUGCGAAUAACGAACUUUGUGCGUCGUUUGAUAUUCUAUUUUUUAGCAAUAACUAAAAAAGGAAGCGACGAUUUGUCAAAAUCCUUGAAGGAGACAUUUUGAUUAAAAAUGUUUUUUAUAAAAAAAAUUAUAAAAAUUGUUAUUUAUAGAAAAAAAGUCAUACCUUAGAGCUGAUACUUCCUUGCGAGACUUUCAUGCUUGAUAUUCAACGAUUUAUUGGUCUUUCGUAACAAGAUCUCGAGUUUUCUAUCACCUAUCCUUUUUAAAGAUGAACCAGAUAGAUACUUAUGGUGAACUCGGUCUACACUUAUUGUUAGUGCACAUUAAAUGCUGCUAUAUAUAAAAUAUCUAAAUACAGUGACAUAUUACAACAUACUCAACUUUAACAAUAAAAUAAUACAUGGAUAUUGUGUUAAAUAGUUUAACAGUAUAAUUAUUGGCUAUUUAUAAGUUUAAAAGAUUUAUCUGCUUUUACAUUUAACUUUGUUAACUUUAUGUACUUAUAGCUUUUAAUAUACAUUAAUUCAGUGUGAUAAAGUGACCGAAUUCGCUGUUAGUUGUGGACGCCGUAAACUCGCGUGUGCAUACAAGGAGUUAAAUUUUAUUUAAUAAUGUCACUUUUUACUCUUUAUUUUACGAAAAAUUUUAUCAGAAAAUUAUUAUAACACGUAUAAUAUAUUUCUUCUCCUCUUUCUAUCUAAUUUAUUUUAAAUUAAUGUUAUACUACAUUAUAAAAAUGAUUUAUUUUAUACGAAGUUAUCUACAAAGUAAAGGAAAGGAUAAAACGGAGGGGACAAGAUAUAAAUUAUGAAUUUUUCUUAUAGAUGAAGGCUUCGAAGUAAAUUGCAUAAUCCCGCGAGGCACGCAAUAUCUUUCUUCCUCGCUCGGUCAUGUGCUAUUUGAAUUAAUUAGUCAAUGAUGACGAUAACGGAUGGACGUGUCCGUCGUAGGCUGCAACCGGUGGCCGUUUAGUAACUGCAUACGACCGGCGAAUGUAGGUCACUGAGAUUUCUCGUCGACGCACACCGGCAGGCGUUAUCUCUACGCUAGCUUCGCAUAUUGGUGUAAUUUUGCUUGUUUCGCAUAAGCGAGCAGAUCCUCGUGAAAACAUAUGCGUCUUUCUUGACAUCGUACAGACGUGCCAUUGUGGACACGUAGAAUGAAUGUAAUUUCCUUUCCUCUCCGGGUUCGUCGGCUCUUCCUCGCGAUUGUUACGAUGAUAACCACGAGCAGUUUAUCCUGAUAAAUUAAACCAUACAUACAAAAUUUUAUCAUAUAAUUUUGCAUAAAAAUUAUAAUUUGCAAUUUUAUAGAUACAUAGAUACGAAAAUGGAUGUAGGAGUAUUGAUCUUUUAUAAAAUAUUGAUAAUUGUGUUUGCACAAUUAAUUUCGAAAUAGUUUUUUUGAUCAAAUUAUAACAAUACGCCGAAUCUUGGUGGCAUAUUUGCAAAAUUAAAUUCGAAAAAAAAUUGUUUAAUAAUUGAACAAAUAUUUUAUCUGUAUUAUGUAUAAAAAAUUUAGAAAUAUAAUUGCUCCAUAUACAUUUUACGAAAAUACAUAAUUAUUCCUAAACUAUAAUGUAGAAACCUUGCAAUGUUUUAUACAAUAACCUACUAUGAGCGGGAAGUGUAUCAACACGUUUAAAUUGAGAAAAUAGCUAACCGGUUGAAAGCGGAUUUUAGUACUCAAUAAUAAUUUCCUAGGUAAAUUUAUAUACAUUUACAAGUUCCCCCAAACUGCGCGCCGCAUGUUUGUCGGACUUUAAACUUUUACGAAAUAUUUUAUGUAAUAUUAUACGUUUAGCAUGGCAACAUUUAAAAUGAAGAAUCAUAAACGACUUUUGAAAUAAUUGUGAAAUAUGUUUACGUUGGAUUUACGAAGUAGAAUUAGACCGUCUAUCCUUUUGCAUCGCGUUUAUUAUAACGAAAAUGAUGCGAGUUACAUCCGUCACGCAGGACUUUCUUCAAAGUAACGAGAACAAAGGAAGUGAUUGCUGUGAAAGAAAAAUGCACUUCGCGAUGUCAUCAAUAUCUUUUAUCUAAAGUGUAAACGCAUUGACACUAUAUACAUAUAAUAGAUCGAUUUAUCCACCGAUACUCCUACAGUUUAUACUUCAAACUUAGAUUUAUUCCACAUUUUUGACACAUAUUAUUUAUAUAUUACAAAGAAAAUUUAUAUCAACAAAGUUGCUGCGCGGUGUAUUAUCUUAGCGCGAAAAUUUUGAAAAAUUUUCGUAAAUUUAUGACAUUAUUAUGUACACAUAUAUAUUUGCACAAUGUGUCCCUAUCGGGAAUUGUGUUACGCUUAAAAUGCAUAAAUAAUUUAAAUACUGAGAAGAAUACACUUAUCGCGGCAUGAAAUUUCAUAGUUUGGAUGCGUGCAGUAGCUGCCGGACGAGAGAUAAUAUUUGAAAGCAAUACCUGUGCAUUACCGUAGAUCGCGUUUCAGAUGAUCAUCGCGUAACUACGCAGAUAUGGUCACUGCGGAUAUAUGUAUCUUCACGCGUGAAUCAUGCCUCUAGCUCCAUGUGCCUUAUUAGAGAAACUCUGCCUGACCUCUUCCCCCGCACUUGUGCCCAUAUAGCGCGACACGAAUGUGUAUAUAACGUCCGAUAUAAUGUGAUCACACAUCGAUGAUGAGGAAAAUAUCCUCCUAUACGCGCUGCUAUUUUUAGAAAUGAAUUGAAUAUCCGUAGUCUCCGUUUUUCUUGAAUAUACUUCAUGUUUGACAUUUGCGUUGCGUAAUAAUAACAACUGAUAUCUAGAGGAUCGUGGCGCGCAUAAAAACGUUCGUGUUAAUUUUUAUUACAAUUGCGGCAGUCUCGUGUGAUAAUAUGCAGAAACGAAGUCAAAGUAAGAAAAUCUCAAAUACUUCUCGUGUGCUUGUUACAAUUAACGUUGCUCUAUACAAUAAUUUUAAAGAAAUGUUUGUUCGUCGCUUUCGACAUUAAUUACGCCCAGCUGAAAAUUAUGAGUCGUUUGUAUUCGUAUGCUUACCGUCGUGUGUUAUAUGCGUACCGCAUCAUUACGUCAUGCAUCACAUAUUUAACGUAAUGAUUAUAACAAGGCAUGCGAAGUGUAGCUUAAUUGCGUCUAUUUAGGCUGUAGUGCGGAAUUAAUGAAUUGCGAGUUAAACCGCGCGAUAACUUGUGUUUUAUAGUUCUUUAUGUCUAUUUUAAUUUAUUUUUAUUGCGUUUAUUGUGGAAUUUGACAAUAUAUAUUCCUUUACGUUUUACUUGAGAUUAUUCUGCAGUUUAUCGAUAACAUUUUAUCAUAUCCUUAUUAUCUAAAAGAUUAUUAUCUUGAAAAGUUCAAUAAACUCAGACGCUUUACUGCUUUUAAUUACAAAUACUGAAAAUAAUAACAGUAUAUAUGUCUUUUCGAAAUAUGUGUUAAUAAAUUUAAUAAACUUAAAUAGCGUUGUUAAAUUUUUCUUUUAAAUAAAUAACGCAAGCUUGUUCUUUAAUCAAUUUUAAAUAGAUUUUUAAAUUAAAAUCUUGAUAGAAAUUUAAUUUGAAUUGUUAUUGAAGGUUUAAAAGUUAAGAAAAAUAUUUGUGAAGAUAAUAAGUUGAAUAUUAGAAUGCAAAUAACAUAUAAGAGAUAAAAAGUUCUAUCUUUUGGUUGAAGCGGAUCUUGAUUAAUAAUAUUUCUAUAUCAAUUAUUAUUAUAUAUUCAGAAAAAAAUUGGUUGAAAAACUAAAAUACUUAGUCCAAUAUGUUCAACUAAAUAUUGAGUUGAUUUAAUUGAUUCAACAAUUUACUAGCAGAAGAAAAGAUAUAAUUUAUUCAUGUCAAUCAUUAAAAUAUUUUGAUGAAAAAUUAAUCAAAUUAACUCAAUAUUUAAUUAAAUGUGUCAGACUAAAUAUUUUAGUUUUUCAAUAAAUUUUUUUUUAGUGCAUACAUUUUUCAAUUAUGCAAAACACAAUCGUAAACGAAGCUAGAAAUAUUAUCUCAAAUUAAAAUCAUCAUUAAUUUUAUUAAUGACUUUAUAACCACCUUUAAAAAACUGUAAAGAGUUUAUUGCGAAAAAUAUUACCCAAUAAAAAAGUAUUGGAGAAGAUAUUGGAGAAGAGAUAUGACAUGUGAUCAAAUUUUUAUUAAACAACUUAUUAAAUCGACAUAUAUCAAAUAAAUCGAUAGUCAUAAUUUCUGUAAUAUUUACAUUGCUCUAUCUUGACUCUUGCUUUUCUCUUUUGACCGGGUAGAGUUCAACAUGUAACGAGACUCGCAAGUUAAAAUUGUUGUCUUGUGCGAUGUACGCACGGGUGACUAGAAAACACAUUAAAGCGAGAAACGCGUAUUACACGUUCUUUGCUUUAGUGUGUUUUCUAGUCACCCGUGUAUAUUUAGUGACAAGGCAGCCGCUUAAGUCAGUCGCUCGCAAAAGGUCAACAUUGAUCACACCGUCUAUAAGCGUGCCGCAUUAUUGCCGCUAAGAACUUAAAAGUAAAGUGCUGUACGGCUAAGGCGCUUACGACUUGGCGGUAUAAUAAAUGGAAGUAGCGACUGCCGUUCGUAACGGGCCAUAUUAAUAAAAGAUUGCAUACUUUUUGAGGCGUAAAGCCGUCUCGAAUAUGAUUGCGGUAAACAAAGAAGAGCAAUACCAAUAUUGUAACAUAAAAUAAUGCUAACGUUGCAAAAAUAUGAUACGUGAUAGCGUGGAAAAAAUAAUAGAGAAAUCUAUAUGCAAUUCUAAGAAAUUUCACGUAAGUCUCGCGAAAUCGCGUCGAAUCUACCGCUACAGUUGCAAAGAGAAUUUCUUGGAAACCGUAUUCGAGGAAUGGUGUCGUUUGAUCGAUGCUUGGAACCGUUCACAGUUGAAUUUGCUUUCCGAGUGGCCGUCACGCGUUACGGAGCCACGAGAAUAAUGUCGAGGAAAGGGGUUAAGUACCGAUCGAAUUGGACGCUGCACGACGAAAAUAUCGAAAAUGUGGAGCAUGUGUGCCUCGAUCCCGAGAUUCAGCGAGAACUGGGUUGCUCGGUCGGCGAGCAUGUGUUUCUGGAAUAUCCUUGGGCCUACGUGUCGCGAGAGACUGUUUUAAGGUUCGCCAACGUCGCGGGCUCGUCGUUAGAGCCGUAUCGUGAUAGGAUCGAGGCUUACAGCGGCGAUACUUUCCUUGUGGGCUAUUCGUCCACCGAGUUAACCGGUCGCGAUUUCAUGAUCUGUUUAACACAGGACGCGAGGUCAACUGUAGCGAGGAGGAACGCCGACAUCAGCAAGAAAAUCCGGAGCGAAGUUAUUCAGAGGAUCAGGAAAACUGGCAGGUUCUGGAAAUCCCUCGGAAGCGAGGAGGUACUAGACGAGGGCUUGGUUACAAGCUCAAGAGAGUUCUUCGAGGUGGAAGUGUAUCUUCCGAUCAAAUCUUUAGGUCUGAACCGGAGGCUCUGUGAUAGAUCUUCGGAAGGGUCUUGGGACAGCUAUGUAGAGUUAAUUCCACAUGAGAGAUUUGAAAAUAUCGAGAGAAAAUGCGUCUCUAAAAUGAUUCAAACACACUUUGAGCCGCGGGAAGUCGAAGUUCAAACCUAUCCUGGUUAUCCUAAGAACGUCUGGACCCAAUACGUUUACGAGGAUACCCUGGGAUUGCAAGUUGAUGAUGUCGAAUCGGAGGAGAAAGAGACAGAGGAAAAGAAAUCUGCCGAGGAGAAAUCCGAGAAAGAGUCAGAAGAGAAGAGGACUAUCGAGGGUUCGAAAGAGGUGUCCGAGAUCGACGCGGAUCAGAAGCCGGUGGAGAAGGGCCCAUUGGAGCUUUUUUUGGAAAGUCGCGUCCAGGAAAUGCUCGAGGCCGUGUGUUACAAUACGGUCGUGAACGUGCACGUGGACGACAUCGAGACGCUUGCGCAGCGAGAGUUGGAAAUAACCCGACCGCGAGAUGAGAUCACUUGCGCGGAACGCUUCUCUCUCAUCGACUUGCGCUUCACGGCAGGCAAGGUCAUCUCCGAUGCUUCUUGGCAUCCAGACCUCGUCGGAUAUGUGGCUGUUUCUUAUGUUACCGCACUGUCGCUUGAGAUUGUUCGAUCCACGUCGAGCGUCGAGCGUGACAUUGUAUUGAAACCGGAACCGACAGCGUUGCUGUGGUCGCUCGCCGAUUCUCUCCGGCCUCGGCUGUCAUUAUGGUGCUGUCAGAAAAUCUACUGCAUUUCCUUCUGCCCGAUGAACGGUGACUUCAUAAUCGGCGGUUCCGCGUCUGGUCAAGUGGUCGUCUGGAAUAUUCACGGGCAAAUAGAAAAUCGAGAUGCCGAGGCUCGAGCAGACGUUGAGCUCGACUUUUCGACUCGGGACACUGUUUCUAUUACUUUUGCCUCCGUGAUAUCCGAUCGGGAUCACUCGCACGAGUUGCCGAUUCAUCGAAUACAAUGGCUUCCUGACAAUUAUAGGAUAGAGCCAUCUGGAAAACUGACGAAACUGUCCACUAGCUCGAGCUGUCAAUUCCUGACGAUUUCCGAAGACGGAAUUGUUGCUAUCUGGGAUCUUCUUAGAUACUCCGUUACUUCUCAGCUAAAGAGCGAUCGCGAUGACGUUAACGGUAUUUUUUGACCAACGUAUCGCUUGGACGUUCGGCCUUCCGAAAACCCAUCUUUCACACCUCUUUACUUGUGUCUUUCGUCCAUCAAUGCUUUUCGAGAAAGUGAUAGGCGUCGUAACGAAUUAGAUUGUACGGAUGUCGACUUCACGAAGAGAUUGUGGAUCGGUACGGCGCAGGGACAUUUCGCCUGUUGCACCUGGGAGGGUCAGAUGUUCGACGUAGAAACGUCCGGUUUAGAAAAGUGCAAACUUCUUAAUUCCUCGUCCGCACACGACGGUCCCGUUGUAGCAAUUUCCCGAUCGCCGCACCUUUCGGACGUUUUCCUGACAAUGGGCGGCCACGUCUUUGCCAUUUGGAAGGACGAUUAUUUAGACCUUCCUUUGUUCAGACGGAAAUCCGAUUGCGUGUACACCGCGUGUUGCUGGAGUAAUCGACCGGGAAUCUUCUUGAUGGGUACUAGUUUAGGCGAUCUAGAAAUUUGGGAUAUUAAAAGGAGAGUAAACAAGCCGGUGUUCAUGCAGACUAUUUCUAGAAAACCGAUAACUCUCUUAUCGCUUCCAGAGUCGCGUAAACACGGUUGCAAGCUGAUCGGCGCUGGUGAUUGCAACAGUGCUUUUCGCAUUUUUGAAGAACCAACGGAAUUUGAGGAUGAUACGGUUGAAAGGAUGGAUUGGUUUGAGGAGUAUAUAUGGCGAGAAGUGAGAAGAAAGAAGAUGUUUUCUUCGUGGCAGAAAGAUUUUCUUCAAAAUGAUGCGACAGUCAUCGCUAGAAGGCAAGCGAGGGCAGACGAAGAACAUAGAUUGAAACUUGAUAUGGCAAGGCAGAAACUUCAGAAAGAACAUGAAGAACGAUUAAGAUUGGAGGCUGAAGAAGAGGCACGCAAAAUACCGAAAUCUAAAGACACUAUAUGGAAACUGCGUCAGCAGAAAAGGAUGAAGAAAGUUCUUUUAGAGAAGAAGAAGUUUCAGCCACGGGAAUUACAGGAGAAGAGACUGCCGUUGGUCCGUUUAGCUGAAGAGAGGAAUCUAAAAAUGAUUAAAGCAAAGAACGAAGUCGCUCUUCAAGAUAAGCAUUUCGAUAACUUUGUGUCUCUCAAAUUUCCAGAAUAUUACGAUCUUAUAGAAAAAGACGAGAUCUUGGAAGAGAAACGUGAGAUGGAUGAAGAACGUGUAGAGGAUGAAGAAAUGAUAGAUAUAUAUCUGCAAGAGUUUUAUAAAGUCAGGGACGAGGCGCGAAAGAUAAUAGCGGAGAAACCAUAUUGUCCAAAAUUUGAUUGGAACAUUUGUGUGAAAGAAGGAAAGAAGAAUGAUGUAUGAAGAAUAACAAAGUAUAAAAAUACAAAGUAUGAAGAAUGUAUAAAUGUAUAAAUAAAAAGACUUUUCUGAAAUGCUCUUUUGUGAAGACAAAUGGCUACCGUUUCAAUUUUGUAUAAUGGUAAUUUGGGUUGUAAACGAGUUGAUAAGAUAACAUAGAUCAACAACUGCUCAGAAAUUCCUUGGAGCAAUGAAUUACGUAAUAACUACAACGCACAUAAUUGUAUUGAAAUUUUAAAGAUUAUAUUAUAGCAAGCAUAUAAUAUGUAAUGUAAGAUAAUAUAUAUAUAUAUAUAUAUAUAUAUAUAUAUAUAUAUAUAAGAGUUAUAUAUAAAGACAAUAUUAUUCUAAAGAAUAAUAUUAAAAGCAAAGGACAAUAUAUUAGAACAAAAUUAAGCAUUAAAAAAAUAAUUCAUGUUAACAUACGUGCGAGAGUUAAAUCCCUACAAGUUGAAGGAUAAAUUAAUCCGUUCAAAAUAAAAUCAGUCAGAUUUGUUCCUCUAAUUCUGCAAUAAUUGAUUCAACUAAAAUAACAUGACUAAUUUACUUUUUUACUGUAUCAAAUACUUUACUCCCGUUAAAACAAGUUGAAGCAAUAAAUAAUUGUACAUUUUUAAAGACUUAUUAAAUAGUUACAAACGAAUAUUAAACAGUAUCUAAAGAUGCGGUAAAAAUGCUAUUGGCUGCGCGCGAACGCAGAUUUUCAUAAUUUGUACGAAAAAACUGUUCCUAUUAUUACAAUUGUUAAAAUUUUUAAGUUUAUGUUAAUCACACAAUAACGAUAACAAAGGCAUUUGACAUUU
This is a messenger RNA of Solenopsis invicta (red fire ant), 9625 nucleotides long. RefSeq names its product dynein intermediate chain 3, axonemal-like. Gene Ontology annotation, cellular component: inner dynein arm. Lineage: Eukaryota; Metazoa; Arthropoda; Insecta; Hymenoptera; Formicidae. The transcript has a single exon. Gene Ontology annotation, biological process: cilium movement involved in cell motility; inner dynein arm assembly. The record is from RefSeq and is a predicted model, not a curated record. Gene Ontology annotation, molecular function: dynein light chain binding; dynein heavy chain binding.